AUGACCAGUGCAAUUUUUUUAAUUAUUACAUUAUCGGUGCUUCAAAUAUGCCUUUCUUCACCGUUUCUGUACAACCCGAGUGCCAUUCCUUCAUUGAUAUCUUCUGCAAGUGCAGCCUCAUCAUCUAACCCUCAAAUAAGCAUGAAUAUAGCCGAUUUGAGAGAGAAAAAGACCGGGAAGUUACAGGAAGAAAAGGAAGGCCCUAUAGAAAUGCCCGAAGAACACUUAUUUGAAGAAAAUGACAAUGAAGUUGCCCCUAGUUUGUUACAGAAAAAAGUCAACAAAAUCAUUGCCAAAUUGAGGUUAAUAUCCACGUUAUCAAACUUGGGGAGGAAUAACGAAGAAACAAACUUUGAAGAAAACGAUGCAAACGCAACAAAAAUGAUAAUGAACCCAAAACAGGAAAUAUCGAAUAUAAGUCGGUUGACCCUUAAAAAGGAUAUAGAAGCAGUGGUGCCAACUGCAAGUGUUGAAAGUAUAGAAGAUUUGGAGGAAGAGAAAUCUAGAAAAAAGGAAGACAAGCCGGAGAAAAUCACCAUCAACAUACAAACCGAUAAGAUCAUCAAAAGAGAAAGCCCUAGAGGUAACAUUUCGUUAUCACCUGGAGACAUUGGUGUAUUCUUCAUGGAGUUAUUCGCAAGUUUUGUAGGGCUUGCUUAUGGGGCUGCAGCCCAGGCUGGCCAGCCCUCUAACUCAUCUAGCUAA
Molecule: messenger RNA, 705 nt
Organism: Brassicogethes aeneus
Lineage: Eukaryota; Metazoa; Arthropoda; Insecta; Coleoptera; Nitidulidae
Source: the annotation of a GenBank genome assembly